CACCCUUUUCCCACCAUUCUACUCUCUCUCUCUCUCUCUAGAAUUAAUUUUUCGCAAUUCGCAACCACACAAGGAAGCUACCACUCUAAGACAAACCCCCAAUCGCAGCUCAACAACGUUAAGAACACACACACACACACAUCGACACACACAACGCUACAAACAAAGCCCAACUCUAGUCCUAAUUAUUGCUACUGUUGCACUCUUGUUUCUCCGUCACGUUUCUGCUGGUGCCUUGAUUACUAUGUUGCCCGCACAACCACUUCUUUGCGUGUUUCGGUACAACUCCUCAAGCUAGCGGUGAACUUCUUCUUUUGGGAUAAAGCAAAGGGGAUUUCCUAAUUUUUUCCGUAUUCCCUCUUCCCAAUUUCAGAAACCCAGAAAACAUACCUGUUGAUUUUGAUUUUUGAGCUGUAUUUAUUGUUAUCCACAAUGUCGAGUUUGGAGCAGCCCCUUGGUCUUGACAAAUUGCCAAGUUUGAGCAAUAUCGAUCGGAUUUAUAGGUUUUCAUCCAGUGCAUGCAGGCCCAUGGGAGAAGAUAUGGGGAAGGGAAACUGCUGGAUUGAUGGUAGAAGCUGCAGCUCGUCUAAUAGCUGCGCUGAUGAUUUUGAAGAGUACGAUCAAGAGACUAUUACAUGGGGGAGACAAAUGAGAAACUCGUCGCAAAGGAAUUCAAGCCAAGGUAGAAGACAAAAUCCGCGUAACUCGUACUGCAACGACAAUGAAACCGGAGAACCAAAAUAUAUGCUCUUCAAAGGCAUUCCAAGACUUGUGAAAAUAGUAGAAGUGGGCCCGAGGGACGGGCUACAAAACGAGAAGACAAUCGUUCCCACAUCAGUCAAAGUCAAAUUGAUCCAAAAAUUAGCUUCUUCCGGAUUGCCAGUUGUCGAAGUUACAGGCUUCGUUUCGCCAAAGUGGGUCCCUCAGCUCGCGGAUGCAAAUGAUGUAAUGGCAGCGGUUAAGAAUCUGGAGGGUAUUCGAUUGCCUGCGCUUACGCCCAAUCUUAAGGGCUUCGACGCAGCUAUUGCAGCUGGUGCAAAAGAAGUAGCUGUAUUCGCAUCAGCUUCCGAGUCAUUUUCGAGAUCGAAUAUCAACUGCAGUAUCGAAGAGAGCCUUGUUCGAUAUCGUGCUGUAACUUCUGCUGCUAAAAAGCUCGCAAUUCCUGUUCGAGGGUAUGUAUCAUGUGUGGUUGGGUGUCCGAUUGAAGGAUAUAUUGCCCCACUGAAAGUUGCUUAUGUGGCGAAGGAGCUUCAUAAUAUGGGUUGUUUCGAGAUUUCGCUAGGAGAUACAAUAGGAGUUGCUACACCUGGUACUGUUUUACCCAUGCUCGAAGCAGUUAUGGCAGUUGUGCCCGUCGACAAACUUGCUGUUCAUUUUCACGAUACGUAUGGCCAAUCUCUUCCGAAUAUUCUUUUAUCCCUCCAAAUGGGAAUCAGCACGGUGGAUUCGUCUGUAUCGGGGCUAGGAGGGUGCCCUUAUGCGAAGGGGGCUUCGGGAAAUGUUGCGACAGAGGAUGUGGUGUACAUGCUCAACGGUCUUGGUGUGAAAACGAACGUUGACAUGGAGAAGCUUUUGUCGGCCGGAGAGUAUAUCAGUCAGUACUUGGGCCGUCCAAUCGGUUCCAAAACUGCCCUUGCUUUGAGAUCCUCCUCUAAAGAUUCCUCUAAAAUUUAA
Molecule: messenger RNA, 1674 nt
Organism: Erythranthe guttata (spotted monkey flower)
Lineage: Eukaryota; Viridiplantae; Streptophyta; Magnoliopsida; Lamiales; Phrymaceae
Product: Aldolase superfamily protein
Biological process (GO): ketone body biosynthetic process; L-leucine catabolic process
Cellular component (GO): mitochondrion
Molecular function (GO): hydroxymethylglutaryl-CoA lyase activity
Source: RefSeq, a predicted model, not a curated record